UCGCCCGGAAACUACCGCAGUGGCUGCGGGGAGAGAACUGAAAGGCAGGAAGUAAACAUUGACGGAUUGACUUCAUUUUUGUCGGGUGAUUUCGGGGUGGCCUGUGGCCCGACUGGAGGGGUCCAGAUAACCAUGUCAGCUGCAGCUGUAGAUGCAGUUAAUGCGGCCCCCCUGUCGGGGUCCAAAGAAAUGAGUCUAGAGGAACCAAAGAAGAUGACCAGAGAGGACUGGAGAAAGAAGAAGGAGCUAGAAGAACAGCGAAAACUGGGUAAUGCUCCAGCAGAAGUUGAUGAAGAAGGAAAAGACAUCAACCCUCAUAUACCUCAGUAUAUUUCUUCAGUGCCAUGGUAUAUCGAUCCGUCAAAAAGACCUACUUUAAAGCACCAGAGACCACAACCAGAGAAACAGAAGCAAUACAGCUCAUCUGGAGAAUGGUACAAGAGAGGUGUAAAAGAGAAUUCCAUAACUACUAAGUACCGCAAGGGGGCAUGUGAAAAUUGUGGGGCCAUGACACACAAAAAGAAAGACUGCUUUGAGAGACCUAGGCGAGUUGGAGCAAAAUUUACAGGUACUAAUAUAGCUCCAGAUGAACAUGUCCAGCCUCAGCUGAUGUUUGACUAUGAUGGGAAGAGGGACCGGUGGAAUGGCUACAACCCAGAGGAACACAUGAAAAUUGUGGAAGAAUAUGCCAAAGUUGAUCUGGCAAAACGAACCCUGAAAGCCCAGAAACUCCAAGAGGAAUUAGCCUCGGGAAAAUUAGUGGAACAGGCUAAUUCUCCAAAACACCAGUGGGGAGAAGAGGAACCAAAUUCUCAGACGGAAAAAGAUCAUAAUAGUGAAGAUGAGGAUGAAGAUAAAUAUGCAGACGAUAUUGACAUGCCUGGGCAGAACUUUGACUCUAAGAGGCGAAUUACUGUCCGGAAUCUCAGGAUUCGAGAAGAUAUUGCAAAAUAUUUGCGGAAUUUAGAUCCAAAUUCUGCUUACUAUGAUCCCAAAACUAGAGCGAUGAGAGAGAAUCCCUAUGCCAACGCAGGGAAGAAUCCAGAUGAAGUGAGCUAUGCAGGGGAUAACUUUGUAAGAUACACAGGAGACACCAUUUCAAUGGCUCAGACACAGUUGUUUGCUUGGGAAGCCUAUGACAAGGGAUCUGAAGUGCAUCUACAGGCUGAUCCUACAAAACUAGAGCUGCUGUACAAGUCCUUCAAAGUCAAAAAAGAAGACUUCAAAGAACAGCAGAAAGAAAGCAUCUUGGAAAAGUAUGGUGGCCAGGAACACUUGGAUGCCCCUCCAGCUGAAUUGCUUUUAGCUCAGACUGAAGACUAUGUGGAGUAUUCAAGACAUGGAACAGUCAUCAAAGGACAGGAGAGGGCUGUCGCCUGCUCUAAGUAUGAGGAGGAUGUGAAGAUCCACAAUCACACACAUAUCUGGGGAUCUUACUGGAAAGAAGGCCGAUGGGGAUACAAAUGCUGUCACUCUUUUUUCAAGUAUUCCUAUUGCACUGGAGAAGCUGGCAAGGAGAUUGCUAAUUCAGAGGAAUGUAUUAUAAACGAUAUAACUGGAGAAGAACCUGUGAAAAAACCUCAAACCCUCAUGGAGGUAAGUCUAAUCAUUUGUCCUGAAUUAAGUCCUGGAAGGCUGACUUUAAAAUUUGUGCCGGAGCUUUGUUUUUGCAUUAAUAACACUAUAUAUUUUAACCGUCCCUGUCAGAUGCAUCAGGAAAAACUAAAAGAAGAUAAAAAGAAGAAAAAGAAGAAGAAAAAGAAGCAUCGAAAGAGCAGUUCAGAUAGUGAUGAUGAAGAAAAGAAACAUGAAAAAUUGAAAAAGGCACUGAAUGCAGAGGAGGCCCGCCUUCUUCAUGUCAAGGAGAUCAUGCAAAUUGAUGAGAGGAAGCGGCCUUACAACAGCAUAUAUGAAACUCGGGAACCCACUGAAGAGGAAAUGGAAGCCUAUAGAAUGAAACGUCAGAGGCCAGAUGACCCCAUGGCUUCCUUCCUUGGACAGUAGUAACUAGUUAUAGACAGUCACCCAAGAUAGACACAGCUGAUACAUUCUUUUCAGCUUCUUGCUGAUGAUUGUAGAUGGAAAAACCCAUGACUACUACUCUUGCUGCCUGACUUUAAUAAAGACUCCGGAAGUCUCAUAGCAAAUUCAUUUCUUUACACACUGAAGAAACAAAAACAAAGAGGAAGUACAUUAAGUGUAUAUUUUGAUUUUACUUCCAGUUUUAUAUUAGGUGAUGUGCAAAGAGGCCUUGGCUCUCUACCUAACAAGAACAUCUUCUACUCAACAUUUAUUAAGUCUCUAACUUUAUUUCCUCAAUUCUUAUGGCCCUUUAUCUAGUGCUAGUACACAUUUUAAAGGCAGAUGAGUUACUCUUUCUCAAAAUCACGGUUUUGUUUUUUCAAAUUACUAGUAACUAUGGUUGUAGUUAUUUGAGUAUCGUUUGUUUUUGCCUUCUAAGGUUUUCCUGGUCUAAAGCUAAAAAUAAGUUGGGUUACUGAAAGGAAACCUUUAGAAUAUAUGUAUUACUUUAUCCCCCAUUUCAGUCUGUAUAGUAAUAAUUCUGUUUUCUAUUUGGUUAUAAAAUUUUGAUUUUUAAAGUAUUUCCUUAUACUUUAUACCCAGAACUAAAUGGAUUAGUCUUUGAAUGGAAAAAUAACUCUUUUGUUAUCUUCGAGUCACUGAUCAGUACUAGGUCUUUUACCAUUCUGGACAUGAGCCUUUAGACACAGAAACCCUUUCCUCUAUCAUAGAGUAUGGUUUGUGGUACUAUUUGUUGUUUUAAUUGUGAUUGCCUUUAUGUAAUGAUCAUGAAUAUUAAAUUUUAGAAGAUUGUAGAGUAUCCAUUGUACCUAAUCUUUACAGAAAGCAAAAAUUGCUUGUAAUUGUAUAAAAAUUACAGAAAACAAAACCUGAAAUUGAAGGUUUUUUAAGAGAAUUACAAGGAUAGCUUAUAGGGCUAUUAAUAACUGAGACUACCAUGAUCCUCAGGCCUCUUCUAAGAACAUUGUGAAGAUAAUACAGUGAGAGUGGGAUCAUGAAAACAGCCUGUUUCAAACCCUGACAUAAGUAAUUGGCUUUUAACAGCUCACUGGCUUCUAAGCUACCAAAACCCACUAGGACACCACAUUAAGUUACCAUCUAAGAAAUUGUGCUGGUGAGAGUAACAAUCAAAUUGUCAAGUACUAUGGAUACCGUAGCUAGAUUCAGACUAGUACUAGUACGAAGUUCAAACAGCAAUGCAAAGAGAGCUCAUUCUUCCCUAUUUCAAGAAAGUCAGUGACUUACGUUUUCAUACUCCUACCAUAAUAUGGAGUGAUUCAACAUAAAGUCUGACAAUGUCUAUUUUGUAUUUUAUUUAUCUUUUGUUAAUAAAGAUAUAUAAUUGAGAAUA
This is a messenger RNA of Enhydra lutris kenyoni (northern sea otter), 3394 nucleotides long. RefSeq names its product SLU7 homolog, splicing factor (gene SLU7). Gene Ontology annotation, cellular component: spliceosomal complex. The record is from RefSeq and is a predicted model, not a curated record. Bases 133 to 2004 code for a protein of 623 amino acids. Gene Ontology annotation, molecular function: pre-mRNA 3'-splice site binding. The transcript has 15 exons. Gene Ontology annotation, biological process: mRNA splicing, via spliceosome. Lineage: Eukaryota; Metazoa; Chordata; Mammalia; Carnivora; Mustelidae.